Messenger RNA from Salvelinus fontinalis (brook trout), 758 nucleotides. RefSeq names its product small integral membrane protein 18-like. Bases 266 to 574 code for a protein of 102 amino acids. NCBI's taxonomy places the organism in Eukaryota, Metazoa, Chordata, Actinopteri, Salmoniformes, Salmonidae. The record is from RefSeq and is a predicted model, not a curated record. The transcript has 3 exons.
AGCAGAACUGCAAGGAGUGGCAGGGAGGAGCGAGAGGGAGAGAGACAGAGAGAGAGGGACAGAGCGAGGGAGAGAGAGAGAGAGAGAGAGAGAGAGAGAGAGAGAGAGAGAGACAGAGGGGGAAGGGAGAGCGAGAGCAUCUUUUGCCUGUAUCCUUUACAAGCAUCCAACCCACAGUAUAAGCUACACAGCCCUCUCAAACCUCUCCAGGACCAGAACCAACCCGGACUUCCUCUAUCAUUUCUCUCCCAGGUCCAACAACAACAUGGACCGUCUCAACACCACCUCUCUCCCGUGGCUCCCUGACGUCGCCCCGCUGUCCCAGGUCUCCCUGCAGGUUCAAGAGGUGUACCCGUUCCACGACGGCUGGAACGUAGCGUGCUUCGUCAUCCUCCUCCUCUUCAUCCUCACAGUAGUCUCCCUGGCAGCCCUGGCCUUCCUCUACGAGCUGCUGGACUGUGGCUGCUGUGUCAAGGGGAAGACCCAUCGUGACCUGAUGGAGGAGGCUGGACCCUUCCAGAACAUGGUGGACAAGAUCCACAGUCCCACGGGGUCACAAACCGAGGUGGUGUAAGGGGGUUAAGGGGUCGUUGCCACAGUGACCAGGGCCAAGCAGGAAGUUAGGUCAUGACCGUUGACCCUGAAUCUGAACCCGAGACUGACUGUGCUGUGUGCUCACAGUUGGAGAACAGUGAGACUGCACCUUCGUAUGUGUGAGAUUGUGUGUGUGUGUGUGUGUGUGUGUGUGUGUGUGUGUG